AUGGGCUUGCUCUCGUGCUUUGCGCCCCUGCUGCCGGCACGCUCGACCGCUCACUCGUCUGCAUCCACUGCCACGCUUGUCGACAAGGACGCUCACCGCUUCAUCGAGGGCAAAUCAUCGGCCGACUCGGACGAGGACCGCGUGGUCGUCGAUACGGGGCGGCGGCUCGACGAGCUGAGGAGGGAACUGGACAGGGCCGACGUCGAUGCCUAUGUCGUCCCCACCGCCGACGCUCACGGAUCCGAGUGGGUCGGAUCGUGCGACGAGCGCCGCGCCUUCAUCUCUGGCUUCACCGGCUCGUCCGGCGUCGCAGUCGUCACCAAGACCGAGGCGCACCUGUUCACCGACUCGCGCUACUACGUCCAGGCCGGCAAGCAGCUCGACUCGCACUGGACGCUGCAGAAGGUCGGCGAGGAGGGCGUCAAGAACUGGGACAAGUGGAUCCUCGACCUCCCGAGCGGUAGCAAGAUCGGCAUCGACCCAACGCUCCUCGACUAUGGUACCGGCAAAGCCCUGUCGCAGGCCGUCAAGACCCGCUCCCUCUCGCUCGUCUUCCCCUCGUCCAACCUCGUCGACGCCAUCUGGCGCUCUCGCCCGCCACGCUCCGCCGCACCGAUCCAGCCGCACCCGCUCAAGUUUACGGGCGAGUCGGCCUCGUCCAAGCUCGCCGCCCUGCGCAAGUACCUGCGCGAGUCGCACCCGGCGGGCGACAACGACAAGGCCGACGCCGCCUACCUCGUCACGACCCUGCCCGCCAUCGCCUGGCUCCUCAACCUGAGGGGCGACGACAUCGCCCACAACCCCGUCUUCUACGCCUACGUCCUCAUCACCGAGCGCGAGUGCGUCCUGUGGGUCCAGAGCGCGGCGCUCGCGAGCGACGAGGUCCGCCGCGCCGUGAGCGAGUUUGGCGGCCGGGUCGAGGAGUACGGCAACGCGCUCGAGGGCAUCAGGAGGGAGAGGGAGGGCAAGGCGGGCAAGGUCGUGACGGACGCCAAGGCGAGCUGGGCUGUCGUGGACCUACUCGGCGAGGACAAGGUCGAGAUCGUCAAGUCGCCGAUCGAGACGGCGCAGGCCGUCAAGAAUCGGGUCGAGAUCGAGGGUUUUCGCCGGGCGUACCUGCGCGACGGCGCCGCUUGGGCUCGUUGGCAGGCGUGGCUCGAGGACGAGGUCGCGAGCGGCAAGGAGGUGACUGAGUGGAGCGCGGCCGAGAAGUUGACCGAGUAUCGCAAGGGACACAAGUACUUUGCCGGGCUCGCCUACGAGAACAUCUCGGCCACGGGCGAGAACGCGGCCCUGCCGCACUACGAGCCGUCGCCGUCUCGACCCGUUCCGCUCUCGCUCUCGACGCCAUACCUCAACGACUCGGGCGCGCAGUACCUCGAUGGCACGAUCGACACGACGCGCACCAUGUGGCUCGGCCGCAAGUCGCCGUCGCGGGAGCACAAGCGCGCGUUCACGAGGGUCCUGCAGGGCCACAUCGCCGUCGACGCGCUUGUGUUUCCCGAGGGAACGACGGGCGAGCAGGUCGACGUGCUCGCGAGGGCGCCGCUGUGGAGCGAGGGCAUGAACUACGGUCACGGUACAGGGCACGGCAUCGGCGAGUACCUCUCGGUGCACGAGACCCAGGUCGGCAUUGCGCACUCGGCCGCAUACUUCAACACGCCCUUUGUUCCCGGUCACGUCACGUCGAACGAGCCCGGCUACUACGAGGUCGGCUCGUACGGCAUCCGGCUCGAGAGCGUCCUGUGCGUCAAGGAGGCGCACACCCGGCGCGGCUUUGGCGACCGGCGGUGGCUCGCGUUCGAGCGGCUGACAAUGGUCCCGAUCGACACCAAGCUCGUCGACUAUGCGCUCCUGUCGCCCAGCGAGAAGGUCUGGCUCAAGUGCCACAACCAGCUGUGCAGGGACAAGCUCUUGCCGCUCGUCAAGGACGACAAGCGGGCCGUGCGGUGGCUCAAGCGCCAGUGAGGCUGCACGAGGAGGGUUUGUCGAGCGCUCCUUGGCCAUGUGCAACGAGACAAAGUUUGGCAGCACG
Molecule: messenger RNA, 2035 nt
Organism: Rhodotorula graminis WP1
Lineage: Eukaryota; Fungi; Basidiomycota; Microbotryomycetes; Sporidiobolales; Sporidiobolaceae
Exons: 12
Coding region: 1-1968 (655 amino acids)
Molecular function (GO): metalloaminopeptidase activity
Source: RefSeq, a predicted model, not a curated record